Didymella exigua CBS 183.55 is the source of this 1197-nucleotide messenger RNA. RefSeq lists its product as uncharacterized. The record is from RefSeq and is a predicted model, not a curated record. The coding region runs from base 1 to 1197 and encodes 398 amino acids. The transcript is spliced from 2 exons. NCBI's taxonomy places the organism in Eukaryota, Fungi, Ascomycota, Dothideomycetes, Pleosporales, Didymellaceae.
AUGGCGACCGAGGCCGCACCCUCCUCAGCCGACGACACUGCCAAAACAGCGCGGCGCGACAUCUCGGACCACAAACUCACGACGCUCGCAGGCGUGCGGAGCUAUCUCGAGCAACACCAAGGACGCACGGGAUUCGACCUCCAGGCUCUCGCCGGCGGCACGGCAAACUACGUCUACCGCGUGACCGACCAUGACACGGGGGCGAUCCACGUCCUCAAGCACGCUGCACCGCAGCUCGCCAGCAACCCAGCUUUCGGUCUGAGCACCGAGCGGAUGGACUUUGAAGCCAACAUGUUGAUGCGGAAAGCGCUGGACGAGGGCGAGUGUACACAUGUGCACACCGAGAAGACACAUGUGCACACCGUGCCCUUUGUGUCAUACGACAACGACGUCAAGCUCCUGUGCGUCGGAGACGGCGGCGACAGGAACCUCAAGGACGCCUACGCGCAUCUCAGCCCGGACGAGAUUCAAGAUAUCGGCACAGAGCUCGGGAAGUGGCUGGCGAACUUGCACGGUGCAACGCCACUAUCCUACGUCGCCGCGAUUGGAGCUGACUCCGAAGCGCGCAACAACCCCGUCGGAGUCGCCAUAGCAGGCUACACGUACAGGCACCUGGCUGACGCGAUCAAGACGUACGGCGGCACCACAGCCAAGGCGGAGACAAUAAGCAACCAGGUAAACACGUAUUCCGGCGACCUCAUAGUCAGCGACAAGGAGUGUGUGUGCCACGGCGACUUCUGGCCCGGCAACAUCAUGCUGCGAAGCAACACAGCCUCGCAGACUCAUGUCUUAACCGUCGUCGACUGGGAGCUAACGCGCAUCGGCACGAGCGCGACAGACAUCGGCCAAUUCGCCGCCGAAGCCGCAAUGCUGGAUCGCUUCCACGGCAACAAAGGGCUGCGCGCUGCCUUUAUGCGCGCAUACUUUCAAACCAGCGGCGCGAGCCACGGCGCAAAGAAGACGCUGGUUCCGUGGUUGACGCGCAUCGCAAUGCACUACGCCGUGCACCUCGUCGUCUGGCCGGGCCGGGCCGUGCACUGGGCUCCCCCCGAAGCCGCGGCGAUGCUGGCGGACCAUGGUCUCGCCGUCCUCGCAGAUGCGGUGUCGAAGACUCCAGACCUCGGGACCUGGACGCUGUUCGAUGGCUUGCGUGGCGCGGAGGGUGGGGCGGGUGAGAUGAUGGAGGUUGCGAGAUGA